This is a messenger RNA of Maniola jurtina (meadow brown), 1938 nucleotides long. Its product is annotated as katanin p60 ATPase-containing subunit A-like 2. Bases 259 to 1608 code for a protein of 449 amino acids. The record is from RefSeq and is a predicted model, not a curated record. NCBI's taxonomy places the organism in Eukaryota, Metazoa, Arthropoda, Insecta, Lepidoptera, Nymphalidae. Gene Ontology annotation, molecular function: ATP binding; protein binding; ATP hydrolysis activity. The transcript has 8 exons.
CAGAGUGAACUAUAAAGGAACUAUACAACAAAAUAUAAAUAAACCAAGGAAUAAACUAUCAAAAUCACUCGAAUUACCCGACAAUUAAAUAAAUUAUUGUAAAGAAAGUUUCAAACAAACUACUUAAUUACAUCUGAGAUCCGAACUGAAUUUAAAAUAUACCUAAUUUUAUUGGGAAAGUUUUACCAGUGGCAGAGUGAACAACCAGUGGUCAUAGAUCAGUUAAAUAAUUUUGGUUUUUCUAAACAACUUUUAGAAAUGGCCGGGGUCAGUCGUCCUAUGAGCCAUAUGAGGAAACUAGAAACUAAAGAAGCUCUGUUCCGUGCAAGGAAACGCAUCCUUAAGUACCUAGUCCUGGGCUUCCUGAAGCAGGAGGGCUUGAUUCGCAGCGCCGAAACCCUGGUCUCGGAAGCCGCUAUGACGGACGAGUACACCCUGUGUGACAACAUCGACCUGGAUAUCAUAUUGCAGGAUUACUGCAGCUACUACAUGAUGCGCUUCAACAAGCAGCCUCAGUUCUGCCGGAAAGUGGAGGAGGCGCCAGUGAAGCGGCCUCAGACGAGGCGAGCCAGACCAGAGCCUGUGGUGGUGAAGGACGAGCCGGAACCCGAUCUGCCUUCCACCUUCACUGUCACCAAGUUAUUAAAGGAAAAUCAGCUGGCUAACUCUACAAUCCCAGCCAUAGAAAGGAAGCCCCUAGCAGGAUUCUUGUCAAACAUCUCAUCAGAAAAGAAACAACUCGUAGAACUGCUCUACCAGGAUAUCAUAAGACCUUCAGGAGCGAGUUGGGACGAUAUCAAGGGUCUGGCAACUGCCAAGAGCAUAUUAAUGGAAUCUGUAGUUUAUCCUGUUAGAUAUCCUGAAGUGUUCACUGGUCUCCUAGAGCCUUGGAGAGGAGUACUACUCCACGGUCCACCAGGUACAGGCAAGACGAUGCUAGCACGAGCCGUCGCCAGUGAGAGCGGGUGCACUUUCUUCAACAUCACCUGCAGUACGGUCGUCAACAAGUGGCGAGGAGAGUCAGAGAAGAUUGUCAAGGUGCUCUUCGAAAUGGCAUCCUACUAUGCCCCCUCAAUAAUCUUCAUAGACGAGGUGGAAACCCUGGCAUCGGAGAGGGGCGCUGGAGAGCAUGAGGCCUCUAGGAGAUUGAAGUCUCAGCUACUGACGGAGCUGGAUGGAAUCACUCAGAGGGAUGGAAUUGUGUUCCUGCUGGUUAACUCAAAUAUGCCAUGGGAAAUAGACCCAGCCAUGCUAAGAAGAUUGGAGAAAAGAAUCUACAUACCGCUACCAGAUUUCAAGACGCGUGAGGAGUUGUUUGAGACGUUUCUAAACAGCAAGAGCAUAGAGCUGGUGCCGAAGGUCAACUUCCAGGAGUUGGCUGCGAAGACCGAGGGUUACUCCGGCAGUGACGUGAAGCUGGUCUGCAAGGAAGCCUUGAUGAGCAGUGUGAGGAAGAUGCUGCCUAGUAUGGGAGGCAAGAAUUAUACCAACCGCAAAGAUAAGAUAUCGCUCUCUGACAUCCUUACGGCGAUCGAGAAGACCAAACCAGUUUCCAAAAACCUGUCAAAAAGACACGAGGAAUGGCAGAACGAAAUGGGCUCAUCUUAACAUCAGACAAAACAAGCAUGAAGGUGGUCACCUAUCGAAAAAUCGAGAUUUAGAAUAGACCUGCGCAGACGACGGACUUUUGUCUUCCGCGGACAAGUCUCUCGUCUGCGCAGGCCCUAAGGUUUUAAUAAUAGUUUUUUGACAUUGAAUAUGUAGAAAUUGUAAAAUAAAACUCAAUCUAUAUACAAGAAUUAUCAUUUAUUAGACAUCUAAUUGAAUUCCUCUAUACAAUUACAAAACUUUGAAAAAUACAUAUUAUUAUUUAUUAUUAUUUCUUAAUAAAUAGAUAAUAGUAAAUCAUUAACUAUUAUACAUACACAGCUCAAUUCC